GGAGAGGAGGAGGAGGAGCGGGUGGGCCUGGCGAAACGAGGAAGGGAGCGGGCGCUUUUGAAGCCGCCCGCGCGAGCAGCUCCCUCCCCGCGGCAGGGCAGACGAGCUCAGAGGCCAUGAGCCGUAUCGGCGGCGAAGCUCUAGGGAAGCUCCUGAAGGCGCAGGCCUUCCGCUUGCCCGGCCGCCAUGGUUACGCAGUAGAGUUUUCGCCGUACCUGCCGGGGCGUUUGGCCUGCGCUACCUCGCAGUACUACGGGAUUGCAGGUUGUGGAACUCUAGUAGUGUUAGAACAGAAUGAAGCCGGACUUCAUCUUUUCAGGAGUUUUGACUGGAAUGAUGGUCUAUUUGAUGUGACGUGGAGUGAAAACAAUGAACAUGUGCUGGUCACAUCUGCUGGAGAUGGAUCUUUACAAAUCUGGGAUACAGAAAAACCUGCAGGUCCUUUGCAGGUCUAUAAAGAACACACUCAAGAGGUCUAUAGUGUUGAUUGGAGUCAAACCAGAGGAGAUCAGUUAAUAGUAUCUGGAUCAUGGGAUCAAACAGCAAAAUUGUGGGAUCCUGAAGUGGGACGGCCAUUGCGCACAUUCAGAGGCCACGAAGGUGUCAUUUAUAGCACCAUAUGGUCUCCACAUGUCCCUGGCUGCUUUGCCUCUACCUCAGGUGACCAAACUCUACGGAUUUGGGAUGCAAAAUCACCAGGACUCCCAGUGAUAAUUCCUGCUCACCAAGCUGAGGUUUUAAGCUGUGAUUGGUGCAAAUAUGAUCAGAACCUACUUGUAACAGGUGCUGUUGACUGCAAUUUGAAAGGCUGGGACCUGAGAAAUACCCGGAAACCUAUAUUCAGUCUGCUUGGGCAUACAUAUGCAAUAAGAAGAGUGAAAUUUUCACCAUUUCAUCCCACUAUAUUGGUUUCUUGUUCCUACGAUUUCACUGUGAGAUUUUGGGAUUUCUCCAAGCCUGACCCUCUGCUUGAAACUGUGGAGCAUCAUACGGAGUUUACUUGUGGACUAGAUUUAAGUUUGCAUGAUUCGGGUCAGGUGGCUGACUGCGCUUGGGAUGAAACUGUGAAGAUCUAUUAUCCAUCUUCAUUGGUAGUUCCUGCUUAGAAAGAUUUCUCAAUUGCAAAGAACUGAUUUAUAAGAAAUUAUUUUUGUUUUUCUUGGGCAUCUGUCAUAUUAUGCCUUACUAACAAUAUUAGAUUUUAAUAUGAGCUUCAAAGUUUCAAACGUGAUUAAGGACAGAUUCAUAUAACAUCUUGCACAGAACCUGGACUGAAUCAGCAAAAUGAUCACAUGCUAUGUACAGAAUAUACAAUUAUGUAAAUUAUGAACAGGCAACCUAAUAAAUUCCAAAUGUUUUAGUCUAUAGCUUUUAACAGUCCCAAAUAGCAUGAUUAUUGCCAAGAGUUAGUGGAAAUUGUAUUCCAAGACAUAUGGAGGGCACUAUAACACUAUUCCUGUUGUAAAUAUUAGGUACAGUGUAGGAACUGUGUCUUAUAUUUAUAAGAGUUAAAAAUACAAAUUUUAUUGCAGUUUAAGUAUUCUCACUGUUGCGAUGUAGAAUUUAUCGUAAAACAAUGUAUCAGCAUUGAACUGAGUUCAUUAUGGAAUUUCUGUACAAUAAUGUAUUUAUAAUAUGGCACAUAGUUUUCACAGUUGAUGGUUUUACAGUCUGAGUUUUAUCUUUCUUUUUGUUUGUAAGACAAAUUCUAUAAUUUUCUUGAUCAAAUUUAAUACAUUUUUAGAUUCUGUUGUUUUGAAUUAAACUAUGAUUGAACUAAAAUUACCAACUUCUGAAGGAAAAAUGAACAUGACCUUAAGGCCAGAAUCCAGACAAACUAGAAGGAAGGGCCAAAAUGCCUAAGACAAAAAACAGUUGGUAUCCAAGUAGUAAAGUUACUUUCUAUGUUUAGUAUUUACUUGUUACAAAGAAAUAAUUUUUUAUGUGAUGUUAAACAUUGUGCAUAUUUACUAAUGAGAAUAAGUAAAACUAAGUUAUCUGUUUCAAAACUCAGUUGAUUAAUCCAUGACAGAUAAUUUAAACUCCCCACAAAGCAAACUUAGCACUGAUUUAAUGUUGUCACAGUAUGUCUUCUAACAGUCAACUAAACUAUUUUUAAAAAGUUA
Molecule: messenger RNA, 2126 nt
Organism: Pantherophis guttatus
Lineage: Eukaryota; Metazoa; Chordata; Lepidosauria; Squamata; Colubridae
Gene: PEX7
Product: peroxisomal biogenesis factor 7
Biological process (GO): protein import into peroxisome matrix
Cellular component (GO): peroxisomal matrix; cytosol
Molecular function (GO): protein binding
Source: RefSeq, a predicted model, not a curated record